Molecule: messenger RNA, 807 nt
Organism: Penaeus chinensis
Lineage: Eukaryota; Metazoa; Arthropoda; Malacostraca; Decapoda; Penaeidae
Product: pupal cuticle protein 36-like
Exons: 2
Coding region: 1-807 (268 amino acids)
Source: RefSeq, a predicted model, not a curated record
AUGGGGGAAUGGGAGAUGACGAAAUUGCGUUGGGUGUCGAUUCUCUUUGCCGUGACCGCGGCAGUUUCGGCUGCGCCACAGGAUUACAGCCAUCCUACACCAUCUGGAGAUGGAUUUUCACACGGAGGAUUUGCAGAUGGUGGUGUAGGUGGAAUUGGAAGUAAUGGAGAUGAUGGAAUUGGUGGUUCUGUAGGUGGUUGUCAGGAUGGCCAAAUCCUACAUGUUGAUGGAUCAUGCGUGACUCCCGUCAUUACGAGAAAAGUAUAUCUGUACGACGCUCCUGAAGUACCUGCGGGUCCAGGCGGUCCUCCUCCGAGUGUGCCACCACCUAAGGUAGAACAUAACAUUUUGUUCGUACGUGUUCCUGAAGCUGCUCCACCACCUGAACCCAUCAUUGUUCCUCCAGCAAGGCAAGAAAACGUGGUCUAUGUUCUGAAUAAGCAGGAAGAGGAAAGUCAACAGGUAAUCGAGGUUACACCUCAUCCAGCUUCCGACCCAGAAAUUUAUUUCGUGAACUACCAAGAAGGAGAAAACCCUACCCUUCCUCUUGGAGUAGAUCUUGAGACUGCUCUCAGCGUUGCCAGUGCAGCUGGCGGUGACGUCAUCGGAGGUGGGGGAGCGGCUGUUGGGGUUGGUGACGGAGGAUUAGGUGGCGGUGCUGGAGCCGGAGGUAUUGGAAGCGGCUUUGGAGGCAAUGGAGGAUUCGGAGGAUCCGGUGCCGCAGGAUUUGGAGGAGCUGGAGUAGGAGGCAAUGGCGGUUUCGGCGCUAAUGGUGGCAGCCCGUCAAACCUGUACACCAGCCCCUGA